GCUGCGAAUGGGGUUUCUGGGUUUCGCAUUCGAUUGAGGGUCCCUGUUUCUUUUGCUGGCGUGGACGCCGUUUUCCGUCCAAAUGCUAAAAUGGGUCAGGUGCUGGUGAAGGUUUUCGGCUUCCGGUUCGAGAAAGUUUGUGUCUUUAGUUCAGUUCGUAUGUGGGGAUUCAAUCUUGAGGGAGAAUCACAGCUUUUGCCAAUGAGCUCUUCUUGAAAUCUGCGGAAUCCGAUGACAUUUUUCGGGUAGGUUUUCUUGUUAGUUCCCAAAUUCUUUCAUUCUUUUGUUUUUUUCUCCUCCUUUUGGGGUGGUGUGAAUUCUUUUGGUGCGGGCAUUGGCUUUUUGUGUUGUGGCUAAUUCUUUGUGUUGGUAUAGGAGCACUCAAUACUCAUACACAGUUUUCUUUCACCUUGUUCACUCAUCGGAUUCCUGUUUCUUCUGCUAUUUCACACACAUUCACCAUAGUCACACAGACCAAUAUAGCUGACAAAAAACAGAAAAAACACAAACGAAAGAAGCACCAUUCAUAAUCUUGUUAGAAAUAGAGAGAGAUAGGAGUUGAAAGGGAACAAAAGAAGACAGGAAGGUGGAUUGAAGCUGAAAAUCACAGAAAUAUUGGAAGGUGAUAGAGGAUGUUGGCUGGGUGCUCAAGUUCUACCUUGUUGUCACCAAGGCAUCGAUUAAGGAGUGAAUCAUCUGCAGUCGCACAGUUCCAAGCUUGCCAUUUCCAGUUGCCUUCAAUGAGCACCCAGAGAUUGGACUUGCCAUGUAGUUUUUCCAGGAAAGAGAACUCAAGACCUCAGUCCCUCAGGCCAGUCUCACUUUCCGUGGAGAAAUCAUCCAUUGAAGGAACCACCACUACUUGUUCUCUCAAGCAGCACAUCAGGCUGCCUCCAUUGGCAACCACUUCUCAGGGAUCAAUUGAAGCUAGGAGGGAGGUCAAAGGGGAGUUCUGGGAGAGAGGGAAGAGCUUGAAGAGGUUCGCCGAUCGCAGUUCCGUCGAUGAGUCCUGUGUCAGCAGGGCUAAGAGGAAAAGGCAUGGCAAUGCGAAUGAGAAACCUGAUUAUGUUUGUGAAGGGGGUGAGAACCUGAGCUUAGGCCAAUUGGGCGGAGGCAGCUUCUGGUUCCAGCCAAGUUUCAAUGCCUCUCCAAUCCCUUUCUCCAUCACGUGUUCCCCGAAUGAAGAGGAAAGAGUUCGUUUCGUUCCGAGCGAUAUCGUCUCCCCCCCUUUGCCGCCGUCGAACAGUCCUUGGGUGGAAUCCAUCGUGACCAAGAUCACAGACUUAGGCGAAAAGGAUGUCGAGGUCAGCCACGGGCCGGUGAAAGAAGAUUCGGGAUCAAGCACUUCGUCAGAGAGUCAGAGCUUGGCGCUUAGGCUAAACGAAAACAUACCGGGACACGGAGCAGGGAAUGGUUCGGGGAACCCAUAUCCACAUGAAGGUUUUAGUUUGGAAGCCAGCGAGGAGAAUCACCGUGGAGAGCACCAUGGAUUUGAGCUUGUUAGCCUUCUUACGGCAUGCGUAGAGGCGAUUGGGUCCAAGAAUAUUGCAGCGAUUAACCACUUCAUUGCUAAGUUGGGGGAUCUUGCCUCCCCGAGGGGAUUCGCUAUAAGUCGCGUGAUCGCUUACUACACUGAGGCUUUAGCGCUACGAGUCACAAGGCUGUGGCCUCAUGUUUUUCACAUCACCACCCCUCGGGAAGUUGAUCGGGUGGAUGAGGACUCCGGUACGGCAUUGCGGCUUUUGAACCAGGUUAGCCCUAUCCCCAAGUUCAUCCAUUUCACAUCGAAUGAGAUACUGUUGAGAGCAUUUGAAGGGAAAGACAGGGUUCACAUCAUUGAUUUCGACAUCAAGCAAGGACUUCAGUGGCCUAGUUUGUUUCAGAGUUUAGCCUCUCGGCCCAAUCCUCCUAGCCAUGUAAGGAUUACCGGCAUAGGCGAGUCUAAGCAGGACCUAGUUGAAACAGGAGACCGACUGGCCGUAUUUGCUGGUUCAUUCAACCUUCCUUUUGAGUUUCACCCAGUUGUUGAUCGGCUGGAAGACGUGAGGCUGUGGAUGCUUCAUGUAAAGGAGGGAGAGAGUGUCGCUGUGAACUGUGUAUGCCAAUUGCACAAGACGCUUUAUGAUGGCAGUGGAGGAGCACUCAGGGACUUUCUCAGAUUGAUACGAAGCACGAACCCGGUGGCUCUCCUAAUGGCGGAGCAAGAAGCCCAUCAUAAUACCAGCAGCUUGGAAGUGAGAGUCAUCAAUUCAUUGAGAUACUAUUCGGCAUUGUUUGACUCAGUUCAUUCGACCCUUCCACUGGAGAGCGGGGCCAGGGUUAAGAUAGAGGAGAUGUUCGCCCGGGAAAUCAGAAAUAUUGUUGCUUGUGAAGGAAGCGACAGAUUGGAAAGGCACCAGAGUUUUGAUGACUGGAGGAAAUUGAUGGAGCAAGGAGCAUUCCGUUGCUUGGGAGCUACCGAAAGAGAGAGAAUUCAAAGCCAGAUGCUGUUGAAGAUGUACGACGCCGAUGAGGAUUUUAUUGUCAGCGAGCGUGGGCAAGAUCAAGCAGCACUUACUCUGAGUUGGCAGGAUCAGCCUCUUUAUACAGUCUCAGCCUGGGCACCUGCUGAUGUUGCAGGCAGCUCAUCCUCCCCUUCUCAGCCGAAUUGAUCUCCGUGUCUUAUCACCAUGCAGAUCAUUAACAUCCAUUCUUUCCGCACAUAGAUGACUAUGAAAUUCUUUGUAGGUAGAGGAAGACUUGUCAUUCUUUCAUUCUUUUGCUGCAGAUAAGAUUUGUCUUCGGGAUAGGAGCAUUAUAUGAGUAGCU
Molecule: messenger RNA, 2808 nt
Organism: Rhodamnia argentea
Lineage: Eukaryota; Viridiplantae; Streptophyta; Magnoliopsida; Myrtales; Myrtaceae
Product: scarecrow-like protein 28
Exons: 1
Coding region: 633-2651 (672 amino acids)
Biological process (GO): regulation of DNA-templated transcription
Cellular component (GO): nucleus
Molecular function (GO): sequence-specific DNA binding; DNA-binding transcription factor activity
Source: RefSeq, a predicted model, not a curated record